CAGAAAGCAACAUGGCAGCUGAAGUGGAGCGGGUCGACACGGGGCUGCCCGAUUGUCACGAUAAAACGGUUCUGUCGCCUGUUAUGGAUCCGGGGGACCCGGGUUUGAGAUCGGCCGGCACUGGGAGCCAGUUCGCGCGUUGCUUUUCCAAACUGGGCUUGCUGCGACCGACCGACAGCGAGGGCUUCCGAACCGAGAUCAAUCUGCUCUUCGAUCAGCUCAUCUCCGAGAACUACGGGAACAGCUGCCCCGGCGUCAGAGCGGAGGAUGUGUGCACGCUGCUGGUCCAGGCAUGUCGUCUGGUCCCGUUCAGUCAGGAGCAUCUCAUCACUAAGCUGUGCCAGCUCAUACACCACCUGCUCAACAGACUACAGGUGAUCGUGGAUGAGCAGAGUUUGGACUCCCUGCUCCUGUACUCUCUCCAAGCUCUGCGCAGCUGCAGCUCCUGGACACACGGGGAGAUUCUGCAGGCUCUGGCUACACUGGUCUACAGCAACGGACCCAAGUGUCAGAAGCAUCUGCCAGACUUGGUGGGACAAGGAGGAGUUCUUCUGCGCUACAGCGACCCCAGCCAGCCUGACGUGGAAUUGCGCCGAGGAGCGGUGCACUGCAUGGCCAACCUCUGUCUCGGCGUGCCUGGCCAGCCCUACCUGGAUGAAACGUACCGGAAUUCCUGUUUCCAGACAUUCCUUCAGGUUCUGCAGUCUCCUAAACCCGCCAGUGUGGACGACCUUGUCUUCUGCACGCUGCUUCAGAACGCUUUGAAGGGAAUACAGUUUAUACUGAACGGGGGGAAGAUGAAACUGACGCAGAGUGACCAGCUAGGGGCGCUGCUGGCAGUGUUGAAGAAGUACAUGUUCUUUGGGCUGCCUGGGCUGAUCCUGGAGAUGCCCAUGGUUCUGUACCCAUCCCAUCUCCCUCAGUAUGAGGGAAGCCCGACUGCAAAGCAAGAAGCCGCUGACACCCCGGGCUCGUCCAAACAGACUGGGAACAAGAAGAAGAAGUCCCGUGGCAAGAGCAGGAAGGGUGUGUCUGAGGCCAAACAGGACGAGGAGGGGGAGGAGCAGGGGCUGGGGGCGGGGUUUGAGAGGUUGAAGCUGGGUGGAGGAGGAGGAGGGUCAGGGUCAGGGUCAGGGGACUGUGCUGCCCCUCAGUUGUUGGUGCAGACCCCCGGCCCCUCUUCAGGCUUCCUCUACCCCCCCUGGAAGAGGAUCAUCAGCAGCUCUGACUCAGAGUUCUCUGACCCUGAGGGAGGCAUGCAGAGCAAGCUCAGGUUGUACCAGGCUAAAGUUCGGCAGUGUGCCCUGCACUGCUUCCUGUCCACUGUGAAGUGCAUUGAGAAGAAAGCCCUGUACGGUUACUGGUCCUCCUUCAUCCCUGACGCCCCUGGCAUAGGGAGCCCUCAGUCCGUGUCGCUGCUCACCAUCGCGCUCAAGGACCCUUCACCGAAGGCCCGGGCAGGCUCUCUGCAGGUCUUGUCUGCAAUCCUCGAGGGCUCCAAGCAGUUCCUGUCGGUCGCGCAGGACACCACCGACCACAAGAGGGCGUUCACCCCCUUCUCUGCCAUGCUGGCCUCCAGCAUCCGUGAGCUGCACCGCUGCCUCCUGCUGGCGCUGGUCGCAGAGACCUCCUCCCAGACCCUCACUCAGAUUAUCAAGUGCCUUGCCAACAUGGUGUCCAACGUUCCUUACAGCCGCCUGAGACCAGGGCUGCUCAGCCCACUCUGGAGGCAGAUCAAGCCCUACAUCAGACACCGAGAUGUGAAUGUGCGUGUUUCCAGCCUGACCCUGCUGGGGGCACUAGUCUCUGCCCAGGCACCCCUCUCGGAGGUGGAGCUUCUCUUGCGGCAGCCGAGCUCCUCAAGUCGGAAUAGCAGCGGAGCGGGGACCCCCCAGGAACCCCGAGAGAGCUGGAGGAAGCCCCCCAUGAACCCCGGAACCCCCCCUGUUGACAGUCCCCCAGCGGAACCCUGCUGGCUGCUUCGCCUCUGCAUUUCCCUGGUCAUGCUCCCCCGUGAGGAGCCCCCCUACUCUGACAGCGACGGCGGUACAGCCCAGUCCGGCAGCGUCUACGAGCCCUCGCCCAUCCGACUGGAGGCACUGCAGGUGCUGGCUCACCUUGUGAAGGGCUACUUCUCCAUAGCGCAGUCCUACCUGCUCGAGAUGGGAGAAGUGGCCUGUAAGUGCAUGAAGGAGAUGGAUCCCUCAGUGCAGCUGCAUGGAGCGAAGCUGCUGGAGGAGCUGGGAUCUGGAAUAAUCCAGCAGCAUAAGACCGAUUCCCAGGUACCCCUGGACAAGAGAGUGGCUCUCAACCAGGUGGUGACCUUCUGGCUGGUGAUGCUGAACGGGCCACUGCCGGGAGCUCUGCAGAAUACCCAGCACCCAACCCUGCAGACCAGUGCCUGCGAUGCGCUCUCAUCCAUCCUACCUGAAGCCUUCAGCAGCCUGCCUGAUAACCGUCAGAUCCUGUGCAUCACGAUGCUGCUCGGACUGAACCACAGUGAGAACUCGCUGGUCAAGGCAGCGUCGGUCCGAGCCCUGGGAGUCUACGUCCUGUUCCCCUGCCUGCGAGAGGACGUGAUGUUUGUGGCAGACACGGCUAAUGCCAUCCUCACAUCAUUGGAUGACCGAUCUCCCAAUGUGCGCGCCAAGGCAGCCUGGUCCCUGGGCAACCUCACAGACACACUCAUAUUCAACAUGGAGUCCAUGGGCCUCUGCUUUCAGGAGGAGUUCUCUGAUCUGCUGCUAUUAAAAAUGCUGAAGUCUGCAACCCAGGCCUCCAGCGAUAAAGACCGGGUGAAGAGCAAUGCAGUGCGCGCUCUGGGGAACCUGCUGCACUUCCUGCAGCCUCACCACGUCAGCAAGCCACGCUUCACGACCGUGGUGGAGGACUCGAUCCAGGCGCUGAUCCGCACGGUGCAGGGCGAGGCCACCAUGAAGGUGCGCUGGAACGCCUGCUACGCGCUGGGCAACACCUUCCGCAACCCCUCUCUGCCGUUGGGAACCGCUCCCUGGACCUCGCAAGCCUACAGCGCCCUGACCUCGGUGGUGAAAUCCUGCAAGAACUUCAAGGUUCGCAUCAAAUCGGCCAUGGCGCUGUCCAUCCCAAGCAGCAGGGGGCGCUAUGGGGACACGGAGCAGUUCGGGGAGGUGUGGGAGGCCCUGGUGCAGGCGCUGGAGCGCAGCGAUGAGACAGAGGACUUCCUGGAGUACAAAUACUGCGCCAGCCUGCGGGCACAGCUCUGCCAGGCCCUGCUGCACCUCCUGGGGCUGGCCAGCCUAGCUGACCUGCCCCGCAUCCACGCCACCCUGGCAGAGAAGGGGGAGGUGAUCAGGAGCUACAUGGUGCAAUACCUCUGCACCUCCACUGAGGGGGAGGAUGUCGGCUCCUGCCCCGAGCCCCAGGAGAGGGUGCGGGUCCUAGAGAGGAGCAUCGAGCACCUGCACGGGCUGCAGGAGAAGCAAGGGGAGGCUCAGGGCACGGCUCUGACUGUUGUCAGGUACCUGGAGACCAUUCUGAAGAGGUGCACUGAUCGUGAGCCACAGUGAGAAUGGGGUAGAUGGAACACAGUGACGUUCCAGUCACACCUGCCUGGUAUCGCCACAGUGAAAUGAGCCGGGACAGACUGUAGUGGGAGUCCCGUUACAUCAGUCGAUUUCCAACACUUUAAGAAGCUUGGAAAGUUGCUGUGCAGUAUUGAAAUCAUUUGUUUUUGCAGCUUUGUGUUGUUUUUAAUGGAUUACUUGUGUGGCAUGUCAGCAGGGUCACAGACUGCAGAGAAUGUGCACUCAUGGAGGCUCUUGUAAUGAAUACAGUUUUUUUAAAUAA
This is a messenger RNA of Polyodon spathula (Mississippi paddlefish), 3828 nucleotides long. RefSeq names its product HEAT repeat containing 6 (gene heatr6). NCBI's taxonomy places the organism in Eukaryota, Metazoa, Chordata, Actinopteri, Acipenseriformes, Polyodontidae. The record is from RefSeq and is a predicted model, not a curated record. Gene Ontology annotation, molecular function: protein binding. The coding region runs from base 12 to 3548 and encodes 1178 amino acids. The transcript has 20 exons.